CCUUGCCCGAGUGUGGGGGAACCGAACGGCCUGGGAAAACCAGUAACAAGACGGAGGCCGCCCCUGCACCACCAUAUACGUUUUUGCAGAGACCAAUGAGGUGUGAGAGUGAUGGAUGAGGAUGUGAAGAGGCUGGCGCUUCAAGAGCCCAAAAUCAUUCUGCACGGAUCAGAUGAGUUUGUGGUGGAGCUGCAGGAGACAGUGCUGGUGUCAGAGGGUGAGAUGGAGAGUGAGAUGGAGGGAGAAGGGGUGGGCAGUUUUUCUCAGGAUGAGCUUGUGAUCCAGGACGCUGUGGAGGAAUAUGUACAUUGUGAGGAAGAGGAGGGCGUUGCUGUGGAAACAUGUGUGAUGUCACUGGAGGGCGAGGAAGAGGAAGAGGAGGAAGGUGUUGCCAUGGCAAUGCCAGAAGAUAUGCUGGUUGCUGAGGGCACAGAACAGGAGCAGGAUGCUGAGACCUGUGGGGACUACCUGAUGAUCUCCUUGGAUGAGGCAGGGAAGAUGGUGUCGGGGGAAGGAGAGGAGGUUAGGGUGGAGGAGGCGAUUGAUGAACAGGAAGUGGAGAAGGAUGAGGACGGGCAGGAAGUCAUUAAAGUUUACAUCUUUAAAGCUGACUCUGGAGAAGAUGACCUAGGGGAAACGGUGGACAUCGGCGAGAAUGAAACACAAGCUGUAGCCGUGGCAGACUCCACAGGGCGGCCCCUACGAGAGAAAAUGGUGUACAUGUCUGUUGCCGACAGCCAUCACACACAAGGAAAGCUCUCUGAUGAUGUGUAUAUGGAGGUGGUGGUGGGUGGGGAGGAGCCUGUUGGCCAUGACAGACCAUAUGACAGCUCCACCCUUAGGCCAUAUGACAGCUCCGCCCUCAGCAAAGACUUCAUGCCAGUCGCUUGGGCUGCGGCAUAUGGUGCAGAUGAAGGGGAGGAGUGUGAGAAUCGUAACGGAGCGGCCAGUGCCCUGUUGCACAUUGAUGAAUCCGACACUAUUGACAAACUCGACCCCCAGCAUGGCAAGAGCAGAAGACGAGCAGAACCACGGCAGGUUCAGACAGCGAUUAUCAUUGGUCCUUAUGGCCAGCCGUUGACGGUGUACCCCUGCAUGCUUUGUGGGAAGAAGUUUAAGUCUCGAGGUUUUCUGAAGCGUCACACCAAGAACCACCACCAGGAUGUGUUGAGCAGGAAGAAAUACCAGUGUACCGACUGUGACUUCACCACCAAUAAAAAGGCCAGUUUGCAUAACCACAUGGAAGUCCACACACUGAGCAACAAAACUGCCUUUGAGUGUGAGACGUGCGGGAAAGAGUUUCACCAGCAGGCGGCGCUCUUCUCCCACAGGCUGCAGCACCAUCACCGUGAGCCCAAAGCCCCUCCCACUCCACCUGCCCCAACCAAAACGCACAAAUGCAAAUUCUGUGAGUAUGAGACAGCAGAGCAGGGGCUGUUAAACCGCCACCUGCUGGCCGUCCACAGUAAGAGCUUCCCACAUAUCUGCGUGGAGUGUGGCAAAGGAUUCCGUCAUCCGUCAGAGCUAAAGAAACACAUGCGCACACACACGGGCGAGAAACCGUACUCCUGCCACUACUGCGACUACAAAUCAGCCGACUCCUCUAACCUGAAGACGCAUGUGAAGACCAAACACAGUAAGGAGAUGUCCUAUAAGUGUGAACGCUGUUUCCAGACGUUUGCUGAGGAAGAGGAGCUGACCCAGCAUAUGAUCACGCAUGACGAAGAGUCACGAGGCCACCAGUGUUCCCACUGUGACCACCGCAGCUCCAACUCCAGUGACCUGAAACGCCACGUCAUAUCUGUACACACCAAGGACUAUCCGCACAAGUGCAGUGUUUGUGGGAAAGGCUUCCACCGGCCGUCCGAACUGAAAAAACACACGGCUGCCCAUCGGGCCAAAAAACUACAUCAGUGUCGGCACUGCAGUUUCAAAAGUGCUGACCCGUUUGUGCUGAGCCGGCACAUUUUGUCCGUACACACCAAGGAGCAGCAGCAGCCGCAGCAGCAGCCGCAGACGCAGACGCAGACGCCACAGCCGCUGCCUGACAAGGCCCCUGCCAAGAGGACCUUAGUGGGAGCAGGUGGGGGUGGAGGUGGGGUGAAGAAGGGUGGGGGAGGGGGUGUGAAGGGGCAUCGGGAAAGGAGGGUAUAUCAGUGUCAGUACUGUGACUACAGCACAGGUGACGCCUCUGGGUUUAAAAGACAUGUGAUCUCCAUCCAUACGAAAGACUACCCCCAUCGCUGCCAGUUCUGCUCCAAAGGCUUCCGCAGGCCCUCCGAGAAAAACCAGCACAUAGCACGACACCACAAGGACAUGGUACAGACAGAGUGAGCAAGGACUCGCCUGUUCUGACUCAUUCACGCCUGACUGUGACUCGGCCUAUCAGAUUGCUUCCAUAGCAACACUAACGGCCACUAAAACGCACCAGGCACAUCACUGCUCCAAUGUGACCUGUGUGUGCGUAUGCGUAUGUGUG
Molecule: messenger RNA, 2479 nt
Organism: Chanos chanos (milkfish)
Lineage: Eukaryota; Metazoa; Chordata; Actinopteri; Gonorynchiformes; Chanidae
Product: zinc finger Y-chromosomal protein 1
Exons: 8
Coding region: 112-2334 (740 amino acids)
Biological process (GO): regulation of transcription by RNA polymerase II
Cellular component (GO): nucleus; nucleoplasm
Molecular function (GO): DNA-binding transcription repressor activity, RNA polymerase II-specific; metal ion binding; RNA polymerase II cis-regulatory region sequence-specific DNA binding
Source: RefSeq, a predicted model, not a curated record